Cydia strobilella is the source of this 774-nucleotide messenger RNA. RefSeq names its product putative zinc finger protein 66. The transcript has 6 exons. The record is from RefSeq and is a predicted model, not a curated record. Gene Ontology annotation, biological process: regulation of transcription by RNA polymerase II. Bases 1 to 774 code for a protein of 257 amino acids. Gene Ontology annotation, cellular component: nucleus. Lineage: Eukaryota; Metazoa; Arthropoda; Insecta; Lepidoptera; Tortricidae. Gene Ontology annotation, molecular function: RNA polymerase II cis-regulatory region sequence-specific DNA binding; DNA-binding transcription activator activity, RNA polymerase II-specific.
AUGGAGGCUCGGCGACACGCGGACAGCUACAGGAACGCGCUCAUGCGCUGCGAGAGAUGCUGCAAGGGGUUCCUGUCCGCCUUCACCUAUGAGAACCAUCUGAAAGUGCACGAUCCGGCGGUGUCAGGGCCAAACGAGUGUCGGUGGUGCGGCUGCCGCUUCAAGUGGCCGAACAACCUUCGAACACACUUGAUAGAGACGCACCAACUCAAAUACGUCUGCAAGCAGUGCCAACGAGUCGUUAAAGGGAGGCACGAAGCGCUGCUGCACGCGGAGUACCACGCCGGCAAGACGUGGGAGUGCGGACACUGUGCGCGCACUUUCAAGAAGAAGUCAACAUUCUACACGCACGUGCGCAUGAACCACGCGACGUCUGAGCCCACCUCAAGCACGUGCGAGUUGUGUGGCGAGUCCUUUAAGGGCCCGCCCGGACUCAAGCUCCACCAGAUUAAAAAGUGCAACAAGAACAUGAAGGCGCAGGAAACGGCGGCGCCGGCGCCGACGAUCGUCGCGAAAAAGGGGUUUAUCUGCGAGGUCUGCGGUAAAAAUUGCACGUCGCUGUCAAUCCUGGCGGUACACCUUCGAGCGCACACGGGCGACCGACCGCACGCGUGUCCGGGCUGCCCUCUACGCUUCGCCAAGAAAGAUAAUAUGGAGAAACACCACCGAGUGGUGAGUCUGUCUGUCUGUCACAUACGGCGACCGGCCGCACGCAUGCCCCGGCUGCCUGCUGCGCUUCGCCAAGGACAACAUCGAAACACCACCGAGUGGUGA